GCAGAAACGUGAAGUUUAGUUGCAGGGUCUAUACAAGUUGUGGAUCUCGGGUGGUAUUCGCUUCGCUUACCCUUCAGGGGCUUGUUUGAAGGCCAAGAUCACCUAAACGAGAUACCUCCUUCACCAUUCACUGUACUUAUUGACCUCACCAAAGCAUAUAGCUAUAGCUAUAAUGACCUCCAUAUCAAAAAACCCCUUGUAUUGCCAUUCUACAUUGGGUCCAUGCUACCGAUCACAUUCAUCACCCUUACCCCUUACCCCUCACCCCCGUUCUCCAUCAAAACAACCCCCAAAGCCUCCCUCCCUCUCAAACAAAACACCUCAUCACCAUCCAAACAUUCUAAAUCCCACCCUACCUACCAACCCGACACCUCCAUCCCACCCUAGCCCUCCAUACCUAAUCUUUCAUCCCCCCAACCCACCCCCAGGCAUUCAAAAACAAGGUGAAGGAGGUGGAUACCUCCAACCCCCACCCUCGCAAUAUAAAAUUCAAUCAAAACCUGUUCCCGAAGUACCUCGAAAGAGAGACACAGGCAAAGGGUCACCACGUGCGGAAAAACUUUUGAUCCCGGUGCUAGCAGCCUCCCGCAUUUUAUCGGGCCUGGAUUCCCCAGGGCAAACAAAGGCUUCCUUCCCGGUUAAAGGGGCGGAGGGGAAAAGGAUGCUUGGAAAAGGGCCGAUGCAACGGGCUCGCCGAGGUAUGGUGCAGACCCGGUGACGGCUUACCAAGCAUUGAGGAUGUAAACAAGACGAAGUCACAUGGUCGUGUAUGAGAGCUGGCGUUGUCUAUUCGAAUCGUCACGAGAUAACAUGGCGACGGUGUGUGUUUCGUUCAAGAGUCUCUUCCCCUCGAGUCUCUAUUCUUCAAACGCUAUCCUAGCUGAUUCCCCAGGUUUUUCCCACUAUCUACAAAACCCCUUUUACACCUCCCUACACCCCGCAAAUAAAGCCUCCCGC
Hyaloscypha bicolor E is the source of this 957-nucleotide messenger RNA. RefSeq lists its product as uncharacterized. The record is from RefSeq and is a predicted model, not a curated record. NCBI's taxonomy places the organism in Eukaryota, Fungi, Ascomycota, Leotiomycetes, Helotiales, Hyaloscyphaceae. The coding region runs from base 173 to 718 and encodes 181 amino acids. The transcript has a single exon.